AACCCAUUCACGGAAGUUUGUGUUAAGUUUAAUAGCUUCCUAGAGAGGGUGCAGGUAGUAACCUUGCAUUCUUGUCGUUUAUAAUUUAUUUAAAAGCACACUUCCAGCGGAUGUUCAACAAUGGAUUUAAGUCAAGAGUCAAUACGAAAGACAUUAGGAAAGUACAAGUUCAGAGACGUUGCCAUUGAAGAACUACAGAAAGUUCAUCGUGUGAACCCUGGAUUUAAGCCAUUGGUAGACACGUACACUUUUAGCGAUAGUUCCCAGAAGGACCUUUUGAAGCUGGUGGGGAAUAUUCCAGUCAGCUAUCAAGGUCGGUCAUACAACCUUCCCAUCCUGCUGUGGCUGCUGGACUCCUUCCCAUUUACUCCUCCCAUAUGCCUCCUGCGGCCGACUCCCAGCAUGAUGAUCCGAGUCGGGAAACACGUGGAUGCCCGGGGCAGGAUAUACCUGCCCUACCUGCAUAACUGGGACCAUCCAGCAUCUUCCGUAAAUGGUCUCCUCAGUGAGAUGAUUGCUAAGUUUGAAGAAGAGCCUCCUCUUUGCACUAAACCAUCUGCAGAUGAGAAAGAUCCUGCUGAGCUCCUGGCCUACGUGGAGAAAAUCUCGGGGGGAAUGUCCACCAUGAACAUCGGUCCUCCUGCCAGUGUGGGAAGAGUCUAUCCUGAGCGGCCGGUGAACAAAGUCACUGUGGUUGGCGGUGGAGACUUAGGAGUGGCUUGCUUGAUGAGUAUCUUGGCCAAGGGCAGUGUGGAUAAGAUAGUCCUCAUUGACUUCUCAGAGCACUCGUCGAAAGGAGGGACUAUGGAUCUAGAGAUCUUCAGCCUGCCCAAGGUGGAGGUUGCCAGAGAUCUCUCGGCCUCGGCAGACUCUAAGGUUGUUGUGGUGACGUCCAACGCCUGGAGUGAUGACGAGUCCUUCGUGAGCGUCGUGCAGACCAACGUGGAUCUCUACCAGGGGAUAAUCCCGUGCCUGGCUCGCUGCAGUCCCAGCGCGGUGCUGCUCAUCGCGUCACAGCCAGUGGACAUCAUGACCCAUGUGGCCUGGAAGCAGAGCGGGCUGCCCCCGUCUCGUGUCAUCGGCACAGGCUGCAACCUGGACUCGGAGCGCCUCAACUACAUCGUCUCCACGGUCCUCUUGUCACGGGCGGCUGGGUCCCAGCCCUGGGUCGUCGGAGAGCUCUCCGACAGCAAAGUGCCGGCCUGGAGUUCUUCAGCACCAGCGACAGACAGCCAGCCAGAAAUAACACCAGGACCCACCUCUACAAAACCACUUACAGACAGAGCAUUCGAGAUUCUCAAGGGGAGGGGUCAGCGGUCAUUGUCCGUUGGACUCUCAGUGGCUGACAUUGUCCACAGCAUCCUGGCUGAUCAGAGGAAGACACACUCUGUCUCUACGCUGGCACAGGGAUGGGGAGGUGUCUGUGGAGAGGUGUUCCUCAGCCUGCCCUGUGAGCUGGGCACAGGGGGAGUGGCACGGAUUUCAAAACUGACUCUGGGGCAGGAGGAGGACUUGAAGUUGAGGAACAGCGCAACAUCGCUAAGGAACUUCAUUCAGCAGCUCCGGAUAUAAAGACAAGGGUGCACUGCAUGCUUCCACACCACCUGUCUUGAAGGUGACGCGACCUGAUAUGUCAGUGUUGAGCUUCUGGCACUUUAAUCUGAAUCUUUGCCUUGUGCGUGUCCAUUGUAACAGAGGAUAACCAAAACAGCAUGUUUUAGUUUACAACACACAAGAACUUUGGUGGUACUGAAAAAGUCUCUUAGAAUUUAAUUUCUAAUGGAUGUGGUAACCAUACUUUACUAAUCAGUAGCUCAGAAAAGAAAUAGGCCUCUUUGAUGACCUGUACUCAAGUGUGUUGUUUAGAAGAUGAUCAGUGUAACCAACAGAAAAAUGUCUGCUAAGGGUUAUAGCUUGUUAUGAUUUGUUAUGGCUAAAGAUUAGCAGUCACUGUAAAAAAAGAGUGAUUCUUUUUUACACCAAUUUUGUUAUUUAUCUCCUGUACUUUAAGAUAUAGGUACACUAAACAUUUUAUGCCAGUACACAUUAGAAGUAUAUAAACAGAUUUGUAUAUAAUGGCAAUAAUAAAUUCCCCCCAAAUCCAGUUGAUAUUCUUGAAAACUCUUGAAAUCAUAGGGACAUGAUGCCUCAAGAUGUCAUGAAUCACAAACUGGGAUAAUCUUUGUACAGUAUGUGUUACAUUUUACAGAGGAUAUUGAACAUGGAAGAAAUUUUUGUUGUAGAUUGAAGUUUUACCAGCUGCACUGUUGUCUUAUUUCAGUAUGCCUGUGCAUACAGGGCUCUCCACAUGUUGUUUUUGUAGUCUGUUUAAAAGUAGUUUUGAGUGUCAAGUGUAGCUUUUUCAAAUACUGUAUUGGUCAAAUAUUGUUUCCAUCAAUGUUUACUUACUAGUGCAAUAUACCAUCAUGGUUCAUAUCAUUAUGACAGUAGACUACAUUCCUGUUCUUCAGAUUAUUUUGAUUAUGAUGAUUUUUUUGUGACUAAAUGACCUCUAUUAUGUUUAAUUUUUGUUUAAUACACACCAUCAUGCGACAUGUCUUAAACUUGAUUUUGUAUAGAUGGCAGAACUAAGAUUUAUUUUAGGAAGAACUUUAUGGAUUGCUAUCAAUUCAACCACACAAGUAACACAGUACCGGUUUUUGUCCUUUAUCUGUGCAUUUUUGUGUUUUUUCAGUUUCUUUACAAUAACCCUUUGCACAGCUAUUAAAAAUAUAUGCUGGAAAACGUUUGUGACCAUGUGUAGAUCUUACAGAUGAAGGAAAGUAAGCAGGGUGUAAAAUAAUGGGAAUAUCAGAAAUCUCUGCUUGCUUGAAUUGAGCACUGAUAUUUCACAUUUACAUGUUUGUAAUCCAGACUAAACCCAUUUUAAAACAUACAGUAAGCACUAAUGUGACAACAUGUAAAGAUACAGGGUAUAUUUGAAUUUGACCUCUGUCACAGCAACCUCAGCUACCUGUCCACACCCAAGUCUCAUGGGUUUGCCAUCCAGCUCCAGCCAUUACUAAUAAGACCACACUGGAGUACAACUCUCAUUCUCCCUCUUCUAACAGUCUGGAGCUUAGACACAAACUCCGACUUCUUCCUAGCUAUUCUUAGAACCCACUUAAUUAGCCCAAAGACAUGACUAAUUCCACACAGGGCACCUCACACCAGCUCCUUUCCCUCAUGUGGAAUUACACUCCCUCUGAGUGCUAAUUGCUCGAUCACACCAGGUGUGCCUCAGUCCACAGAUGUUCUCCAUUAGCAGGUGGCUCUCUCACAAAGGCACCUCUGUAUGUCAUAAGCACUCUUUAUGUUUGACAUAGUAUACCAAUACAAUACAAUUUCAAUACAUGGGCAUCGGAAACCAGCUGUAAACUAAUAUAAAUGCAGUAUAUCUUCACAUCAAAUAUUUUAAUGGCUUCGAUAUGAGCUCUGACAAUUGGCCAGCUACAUGUCAGAGGGAAGUUGACUUUUAGGGGGUGUAAAAUGUACAUGCAAGCAGUGAAUCUGUGCAGUAGACGGUACCAGUAUACCUCUUGCCAAGGCCCUGUCAUACAACAGACUGUCUCAAGAAUUGACUGCAAUCCUGCAGCAGAUAGACAUGAUCAGAACUAUGUAGGGGGGUCUGCUGCCUUGAAUGUCACCAGAAAGCAUUGUCCCCAUUCGCACUUUGCUAGGAAUAUCAAUGAUUUUAGAUAAGACUUUUUCCUAAUGUUAGUGCCACUAUUGUCUGGACAUCUGUGCAUGUAUAGUAUUGUCAGACUCAUUGACUCGCUGUUAAUUCUACCCACUCAAGAAAACCAGUCCAGCCAGACAUGAGAAAUUUUUUUAAAUAUAUUUUCUGGUUCUCAAACGUUAACAGCCACACCAUCUUGACAAUAUGUACAUGUUACAGAAUGCAAUAAAACCAAAACCUUUUGGUUGGAGCCCUUUCAACUCCUUAAAAAAGGAAUGUACAAACACUAUUAAAAAAACGUUAAUAAAAAUGGACAUGAAGGAA
Lepisosteus oculatus (spotted gar) is the source of this 4003-nucleotide messenger RNA. RefSeq names its product UEV and lactate/malate dehyrogenase domains (gene uevld). Gene Ontology annotation, biological process: lactate metabolic process; protein transport; protein modification process. Lineage: Eukaryota; Metazoa; Chordata; Actinopteri; Semionotiformes; Lepisosteidae. The record is from RefSeq and is a predicted model, not a curated record. Gene Ontology annotation, molecular function: L-lactate dehydrogenase (NAD+) activity.